This is a messenger RNA of Cordyceps fumosorosea ARSEF 2679, 402 nucleotides long. RefSeq lists its product as hypothetical. The coding region runs from base 1 to 402 and encodes 133 amino acids. The transcript has a single exon. NCBI's taxonomy places the organism in Eukaryota, Fungi, Ascomycota, Sordariomycetes, Hypocreales, Cordycipitaceae. The record is from RefSeq and is a predicted model, not a curated record.
AUGCCGUCUCUCUACAAGGAUGCCCCGUCCGUGCCGAUUAGGGCUACAGCCAUCCAUGGCAGAAUCUCAAUGCUCGUAAAGCAACGAUACAAAGCAGACAUGCCCCCGUGGUGGGACUCCCUGCGCGAGCUCUUGACAACCCUCCUGGACGUCGGCUUCACGGUGUCCGGCCGCCCCAGUGCCGAUGUCGUGUGGAACAAGCUCCGAGAAGUCACGGAGGCUUCGCAGCACAUCAGCGUCAUCGAAAGCCAAAUCAACACUCAACUCUCGCGGAGCACCCAAACUCUGGCGCUCGAUCCGUGCGCCACCCACCGCACACCUGACGUACUUCCUCGGUGUCGUGGAUGGGUGGCUUCGUGCCUGCGAACAGUAUGCCCAGGAGUCCAAGAGAUUCGGGCAUGA